Messenger RNA from Paramuricea clavata, 1261 nucleotides. Lineage: Eukaryota; Metazoa; Cnidaria; Anthozoa; Malacalcyonacea; Plexauridae. The record is from the annotation of a GenBank genome assembly.
AUGCCAUGGAAUGUGGCUACGCCAGGUACGUUGCCGGGCCUUGCGGUGGGAGUCAGCAGAGCUCACAUACAAGGCAACGUCUCAGAAUUGCUGACUGUAGUAAGGAUAUACAGGAUUAUUUGAGGUUCUUGAAAGUUGGAGACCCAUCAAUCACUUCUGAGGCCAGCUAUUACUCACACGUGCAGGUAUGUUUAGAUUAUACCCUAUCAUGUGUUGGCUAUCAACAGAAUUACAGAAUAUACUGGACUGUAUUUUCAUAUACAAUGCUUGUCAAUUGAAUUGUGACCCUGGCUGAGAUAGAGAGCAACCACAAUGCAUAUGUCACAUGUCCUUGUAUACAUGUAGGUCUCUUUGGUCCUGAAGAAAAUCAUGGCAACAUUACUAUUUGUCCUUGGCAUCCUGAUAGCCAUGGAAUUCGCUGGCAGUGCAACUGCAGAAAUUGUGUCUGUCCCGCAAGCUGGGCAGUACACGGGAGUGCUAAAGCAGAACGGCCAAUAACGAAGGAACAAUCAGAGAAGCUACAGAACCUUACUUAUGUGCUUGUUCCAGUAGGAUCCGGUAAGCAAGGACAUGCAAUCGGAAUCGAAAAAAAUGUCAUGAGUUUUUUCUAGUUAACAUUUUUCUUCGUUUUGCUAAGGUAUUUGUACAAGAUGUCGCAAAUGCCUGAGAGCAAAAGAGCAGUCCAUGGGAGUCAAAACACCUGUCGUGUGUGAAGGUGAUGUCCAAGAGAGUCAAGAUUGCCCAAGAGAGUCAAGAUUGCCCGUUAAUGUCAGAAUGCGAAGACAUCCAAGAGCAACAGGUACAAUAUACGAAUAUUACCUACUAAACGCCACUAGAUGCACCAAACACUUUGUGGAACGACACAACAUGGAAUAGGCAAAGUGGUAUUCAUGCACUAGUCAAUGUGCUAAUCAAUAAUAUUAGUCCUUUUUCUUCAAUACAAGAAUGUCCACAGGAUGUAUUAGAUUUGUGCGAUUCAUUUCUCAACUUAUCCAUUGAGGAAAGAGAUCACAGUGCUAGUAUGUUUGUUCCAGAAGAGCUGAUAAGCUGCAGUACAACAUCAAGUGAUGAAACAGUAGAAGAAACCCUGACAUAUAGAAGAACACACUUAAACUGUUUUCUAGAAAACUGUGGUGUGACAUCAUGGAUUGGUCCAUGCAAAAAAAACGUGGUCGGAGACCAGCGCGCGAACGAGGAGGAACCAUGUCGGGAAGGCGUGGGAUGCAAUAGUGGCAAUGUAAGAUGUGGUGACACCAGGUGA